AGAACCCCAACACGGUCCACGCCGGCGGGAGCAGCGCUGGGACGAGCGGGAACGAGUCAGAUGGUCCGUUUUCGUCAGCUGCAGCUGAAAGCUCCACAGCACACCAUCUUAACCUGCAGGCUGAUUGCAGCUUCGCAGCAACCCUGGAUAGCUUAAAAAAGAGGUAUCGGUAUGUGAUGAAACCCCUACCAGAUAAUUAGAAGCUAUAGCCAUUUUAUGAUCUUGUGUCAUCUCUAUUUCAACAACCUCAACGAGCGGUGAUCUGUGUCUGACAUCUGCAUGUAGCCGAAUGCUGCGGGAGAGGUUGAAUUAUCUUUACGUGAUACCCUCGGUCGUAGUCGUACAGGUCAAUCAUUGCCCUUUUUUCUUUGUUUUUUAGGUCCAAGCUUCCGCGUCCGAUGCUCGGCGGCGCGAGUGUGCACUCAAAUGCGGAACGCAUGCGGACCGCACGAAUGUUUCACCCAGACGGCCUGGCGUCCUCUUCAUCUUCCAGCACAACGCCUUCGCGAAUGGCCGCCCAAGCCUCCCUCCUCGACCCGAAAGACCUUCAGACGGAGCACAAGUUUCUGCAAGACCUGUGGCACCUGCUCCGCAUCGGCGACCUGGCCGCUGCGUUCGAGCUCUGCGCGGAACAGAAGCAAUUCUGGCGUGCCGCGGUCUUGCAGG
Messenger RNA from Amoebophrya sp. A120, 666 nucleotides. The record is from the annotation of a GenBank genome assembly. NCBI's taxonomy places the organism in Eukaryota, Dinophyceae, Syndiniales, Amoebophryaceae.